GAGGCCGGGAGGGCGUGCGGGAAGCCGCGCCGCCUGCCGAGGAGGAGGCCCGCGCCCUCUCCCCGCCCCCGCCCCCGGGGCUCGCCGCCGAGGCGGCGGGCGCCGCAGAGGGGGGCCAGAGGCCGCCGGGGCCCCAGAAGCGGGGACUUCUUGGCAGGCCGGGCCGCGAGCGCGCCCGAGAAAGCUGCAGCCGUGAGACGAGACGUGGAUCGGGGGCCCCCCCCUCCCGCUUGCAGCCCUGCCCUCCGGGACGGGGCCGCGACGGCGGCGCCGUCUCCGCGCGGCGCGCGCGUGCCCCUCGGGGGCGGCCGGCGGCCAGC
Messenger RNA from Prorocentrum cordatum, 320 nucleotides. The record is from the annotation of a GenBank genome assembly. NCBI's taxonomy places the organism in Eukaryota, Dinophyceae, Prorocentrales, Prorocentraceae.